CUCUUCUUUUUGUUUGUAGGUUAUGUUUUAUUGUAAUUGUCAAAAUUUAUGUUAAUUAUUUUCAUUUCGUGGAAUAGAAGCAGAUAAUUAUGAGGCGGACAUGAAGUUAAACAUUGUGAAUAACAUUGCAAGUAAGGAUAUUGCCUACUAUUUGUCCUGUUAAUGGCUAUUUAAUCUCCAAGUGUUUGUUACUUGACAUUGAGUGGAGAUGUGAACAGGAAAGUAAAAUACGCACUUCUCGUUAGAACAAUCGUAUUUACGUGAAUUGGACCACUAGGACGAACAGUGGUUGGUGGUUUCAGUGAUUAACAGUUUCUGGUUAAAUUGCCAAAUAUUUCACGUAAUCAACAUGACGGCGAGCCAGACUACUGUAGUGAAACUAUACAAUACAGUGGUAGACGAUGUUAUAGCCGGAGUUCGCGACUGUUUCUUAGACGAUGGAGUGGACGAGCAGGUCCUGCAAGAAUUGAAACAAUUAUGGAAAACUAAACUGAAAGCUAGUGGCGCUAUGGACCCGCCGGCCCCCGAGGUUUCUAUGCCACCACCACCUGCUGUUUUGCAAAACUUCCAAAAGAUGAAUGGUAACACUUUUAUUUUACCAAAAAGGUCUGUUGAUAAUACUAUGGCACAAAGCUCAAGUCACCAAAAUACUAGUGUCGAACAUGGUGCUCCAUCUUCAAAUAUAGCAGGGGCACAUCCACAUCAUGUACUUGACCCAAAUAAUAAGGUUCCCGUCCAGUUGACAUUGCCUGCACAACCAGGUGUACCUGGCUCACAGCCUCGCUCGUUCACCAUUCAAAUUCCAGCAUCUGCAUUAAAUGGUAAUAAACUACACCAAGUGCUCACUGGACCAAUCAUCAAUGCAACAAUAAGUUUGCCACAACCACUAGCAGCUACUCUACUCCAGCAGCACAUUAACUCUGCACUAGCAAGUCAGCAGAAUGAAUUUGAUGGUGGUGGCGGAGGUCGUAGUGGUGCUGCACCAUUCUCUUUGGAUGGUGCAUUAGAUUCAUCUGAUGAUGAAGGCUCAAAUAUGGGUGAUGCAUCAGACGAUGGUGCUGAUGACGAUGAUGAGAAUGAGGAGUCUGCUGAGGAACGUGCAGAGGAAGAAGAAGAGGAACGAGAUGAAAUCGGUGGUGCCGAGGAGGAGCCCUUAAACUCUGGGGAUGAUGUUUCUGAUGAAGAACCUGGUGAUAUGUUUGACACUGAUAAUGUUGUGGUUUGCCAAUAUGAUAAGAUCACUCGCAGUCGUAAUAAAUGGAAGUUUUACUUAAAAGAUGGAAUAAUGAAUCUGGCUGGAAAGGACUUUGUCUUCCAGAAAGCCAAUGGCGAUGCGGAAUGGUGAAAUAUUUUUCCUAAUAAAUAAUAGACAUGUGUGUAUUUUGAGUAAUGGUGUUACUUGUUAUGUCUAUUGCUGAAUGUAUUUGAUUAACAAAAGAGAAAAAACAUAUGGGAAGAAUGUUGUAUCAAAAUCUUAAGUAUACUUGACAUCAUUGACUUUAACCUAAUUUAGGACUAAAUAGGAUAGAGUUUAUAAAUUGUUUAGCAAUUUAAUCUCAUAGUUUUGUCAUUAUUUGUACUGGCGGAUGAAAUUUCACUUGGUACGAACUGAUUUAAACAAAAAUAAUAAUAAAAAAAUGUUAAGUUGCAAUAAAGAAAGGCAAUGGUGUGAAAAUAGAUUUUUGAUCCUUAAUUUGUUUGAAAUAUUGAGAAAAAAAUUUCUUGCAAAUGUAACCCAUUUUCUUUUUGUAUAUAAUAAUUUAAAUUGCAUUAAAUGCUUUUCAUUUAUAUGUGCUGUUUUAGUAGAAUGUGAUUAGAUUGAUUAGUCUUUUACUCUUUGUUGGCACUAAGAUUAUCUGGUUAAAGUCAUUGUCCUAUGUUGCAUACACACAUUCACAUCUUUAUCUCUUACUAAUUAAGUAACUUCCAGAUUGAUGGCUUGUAUGUUUCACAUAUAAAAUUUUAGGAAGACCAAAAAUGGUGAUGGUAGUACAGAUAGGUAGUGUUUUUCAACUAGUAUGUAAUUUAAUAUCAAAAGAUAAAGCUGCAUAUUGUCUCUUUUUUCUGAUUGUACCAUGUUUCCUGUUAACUUAACCAAAAACUUGGAGCUUAAAUCCAGUAGGAACAGCUAGUAAAAAACACAAAUCGAUUUAUGUUUCUACCUCCAAUUUACAUUGGAAAAUAUUGACUGAUAAAUUUAAAACACAACGUCUUAACACAUUAUCAAUUUAAUUUUUUAUCAAAAUUUGAUUUAAGCUUUCUUGGGUAAAAACUAUAUCUCACUAUCUCUCGGCAGCCUCAGCAAAGUAUUCUUAACAGGUUGUUAGGAAAUCUGGAUCCUGAUACCCUGAUUGAUAAUAUUCUUUAAAAGAUUGUAUUUAAAUUUAUUGGACCUAAAAUCGCUACAGGAAAUUUAACUACCAGAAAUACCAUAAUAUUUUUAAUUACAUAUAUAAUUUUGGUUAUAGUUUGUUUUGUAUAUUAAUAUUAAUACUUUAUAUUUGUUUGAUUUUCUGUACUUAUUAUAAUUCUAAAUAGGUUCAUAUUAGAACAAUAUCUGAACUUUACCUCAAUUUUCAACUUAAACACACAGCAUAUAAUAUAUUGGCAGCCCAUCAUAUGAUUAUUGCAUUAUUAAUCUAAUUUGUAUCAUUUGUGGUACUUACAUUGCAUACCAAUUAUAUUUUGUGCCAUAACAAAUCUGAAUUGUUUGGAAAUUUAUAAACAUACUUAAGAAUGAACAUAUAAAACAUACAUUUAUUAUUUUUUUCUGUCUUGUAUGACAAAUUCUGUCUGAUAAUUCUAUAAACCUUUUUUUGACCUUAUCAACUUUCAACAGUAGACUUAUCUUUUCCAAAAAAUUGUAUAAACAAAUUAAUAUCAUCUUGUCUUAGCAAUGUAAAAUUAGUACAAAAUAUGUACAAUCUAUAAACUUUUUAUUGUUCCUUUAUAAAACCAAUUAAUCUUAAACGAAGCUUUGUCCAAAUGUGUUUUGUGAAGUAAAUAUUUUUGCAGAUAUAAAUUAAAAGUAUACUAGGUAUUUUCAUACAAGUGCCUGAAAAUACUUUAUUGACUAUUUGCUUUUAUGUACUGGUACUUUAAAAUCAUAAUAAUGGUUUAUAAAUCCUUUUUGAAUUAUUAACAUGUCUAUCUUGAAGGCCAAUUAUAUGAAAAUUGAAGAAUCUGUAAUAAAUACAUAAUAAUAGUUAUGACUAAAAAAUACUAAUCAUACAUUCAAAUUAUUUAUUUUAAAUUAUCUUCAUAUUGAAAAGUCGAGAUAAAAACAAAAACAGAUUUCAAUCUGGUUUGUUACUAGUGAAUACAGGCAACGGCACUGUGUGUCUGUCUGAAAGUGAGAACAAUAUUAGCAUUUGCCUUAUAAAUUUGGUACAGUUAAGUUAUGAGUGUAAAAAAUAAAUGUUUUUUGUGCUAUAUGUCUUAGUGGCCAAUUUGCAACUGACCUUUAUAUAUUUAGUGUAAAGCAUUUUCAGCUCUGUUGUCAAAAAUAAUUAUAUGCAUACAUAAUACUUUUCCUUUGGGUUUCAAAAAAGUAGUUAUUUAUGGAAGUUAAACACUUUGAUCAUACAAAAAAAAAUUUGACAUAUACAUACUGCUGAUUCUAUGGAUUACCUUUGAAUGAAUGAAAUUAUAUGCUUAUGAAUGAAUAAGAUUAAUGAGUGAUACAACAUAACUUUUAAAAAAUGUGGGGAAGAUUUUUCUGGUGCAACAUUUUUUCAAUGCGGUAAUGCAUUAUAUGAAUGACUAUUGCCAAAGACCCAAUAAGGCAAUACAAAUCGAUAGGUACAUCAUCUCUUGAGGUUAUUUUAUAUUGUGAUAUAAUGUUAUUAAUUUAGGUUGAAAAUUAGUAAAAGUUUAAUGCUUAAUCUAAAUUAGAGUUGAGAGGGGAGCCAAACAAUUUGUCUUUAUAGGUUUUUCUCAAAUAAUGUAAGUUACUCAGUAUCAUUGGUUUUAUUCCUGUAUGCGUUUAAAACAUUGACAAACAUGGUAAAUAUAAAUAAAUAUGUUGCAUUACAAA
This is a messenger RNA of Amyelois transitella, 4036 nucleotides long. It is a transcript of the gene TfIIA-L, whose product is annotated as transcription initiation factor IIA subunit 1. The transcript has a single exon. Gene Ontology annotation, cellular component: transcription factor TFIIA complex. The coding region runs from base 350 to 1345 and encodes 331 amino acids. Gene Ontology annotation, biological process: transcription by RNA polymerase II; transcription initiation at RNA polymerase II promoter. NCBI's taxonomy places the organism in Eukaryota, Metazoa, Arthropoda, Insecta, Lepidoptera, Pyralidae. The record is from RefSeq and is a predicted model, not a curated record.